AUGGUCUUUGCGCGCCGUUCAAUCUUCCGCGCUGCGACUGCAGCUCAGUCCUUCCGUGUCGGCUCUGUUAGUCGCCGGUCUGCCCAGCUCCUUGGUCGACGAUUCAAGUAUACUAGCAACAGCUAUGAGCCAGGGCCUUCAUCCAGUAACUUGCCUUGGUUGGUGGCCUCUACUGCUGUGACUGUUCCAAUGAUCUAUUUCCUCUGGCCUUCUGGCUCGAAGGGACAUCACGACACUCACGGGGACGAACAUAAAGAGGAACACACGGAGGAUCACGGCGAGGUAGAGGAAGCUUCCGAGGAAAAACCUACCGAAGGAUCCUCUGAGCCGGCGCCCAAGAAGGAGGAAAAGACGGACGCCGAGGAGAAAGGCGAAGAGAAGGCGGAUAAAAAUGAAGAGCCCGAAGAAAAGAAGGAAGAACCCAAGGAUGAGAAGAGCGAGUCCAAGGAGGAAGACAAGGAGGAGAAAAAGCCCGAGGAGGAGAAAAAGGAGGAGAAGCCCAAUGAUGAUGACUCUAAGAAGGAAAAUAAGGACGAAAAGAAAGACGAAUCCAAGGAGGACGAGCCUAAGCAGGAUGAGUCCGAGGAUGCUGGAAAGGGCGAGAACAAUGAUGGCGAGGCAAAGAACUGA
Molecule: messenger RNA, 630 nt
Organism: Penicillium roqueforti
Lineage: Eukaryota; Fungi; Ascomycota; Eurotiomycetes; Eurotiales; Aspergillaceae
Exons: 2
Coding region: 1-630 (209 amino acids)
Source: RefSeq, a predicted model, not a curated record